CUGCUGUGUUCUCGCUGGCAGUGCGUUCCGGGUGUUCGAAAAUAAUGGCAACGCCGAGGAAAGGGGGAACUGGUGACGAGCAAGGCAACGACGUCCCCAUCGCUCGUGUUGUCGACAGACCGGACGAUGACCGAAGCAGAAGAGACGACGACGUCGCCGUCGUAAUCGGACAGCUCGUUCCUGCCCCGGCGCUACCCGCCUACGCGGUAUCAGCAACGUCAAGGGCAACCCCCGACCGCACUCCCUGGGCAGCCACCUCGCGGGGACCUUCAUCUUCUCCCUCGUACGCAGCACCGGUCAUGCACAACAGCACGGGCUCGUUCAGCGUCGCUGGGACCAGCACUUCGGGGGGAGCCCGCAGCGGCGGCCUUAGACGUGGAAGCAGCGGUGGCCCGGUCGCGGGAGGGAAAGCACGCGGAGGUGGCGUUGAGGAAGACUCUGCUUCCGCUGCUGCUGCUGGUGGGGAAGGGACGUACAUGCCGGUGAUGACACACACAGGGAUGCAUAACGUCCCCGGCUGCGGUAUCGCUAGCAGCACGGGGGGGAGGCGUUUCGGGGAGGGUGCGCCGGCGACGACGGCCGCCGCUCGCGGCGCUCCGUUUGCGCUGGAAGGAGGCGGGGGAUCCUUGCCGAUGAAGGACGGAGACUACGUAGCCGACGGGGGCCCCGUGCUUGUCGCGUGCGGACAGGGGAAGUCGAUGUACAAAGUCAAGGGGUGCAUCUCGUCGUGGGUUCUCGUUGGCGGUGGUGGCGGCGAGCAACCAGACGCCGUCAAAGAAAAAAUGGCUGCAGCAGCCGGCGGUGGCGCCGGGGAGGGGGGCGGAGGAGGAGCACCCAGCAACCAAUCCUGGGCACUUCGGUCCGAGGACAACCCGGCCGGAGACGGCGGAGUGAUGUGCUCGGCGUGCGUUCCAUCCAUCGCAUCAGGGCAAUCGUCGGGCACGCUUAUCACGGGGGGGAAAGACAGCGUUCUGAGGGAGUGGGAGAUCGCGGAGGGACGCCCGCGCCUGGUGGCCCACAUCUCGGGGCACACCGACUGGAUCUCCUGCUGCGCUCUCGUUCCCUCCGCGACCGCCGGCGUCGCCCCCUCGGUCGUGGUGUCCGGCGGGCGGGACGCGUCCGUUCGCUUCUGGCAUAAGUCCGCCGCCGCCGCCGCGGAGGCCGCCGCCGCCCGAGCGGCAUCGGACGCCCUGACCAAAGAGUCCGCCGGGGGCGGCGGGGGCGAGGGCGGUGGUCCUGUUCCGCCGGGCGAUGGCGGGUGGUCGCUGGCUUCCUCCGUGGCCACGGCGCACGGGUCAUCCGAGUUCGUGACGUGUUGUGCCUCCCCCGGUGGGUCCUCGGGGGCGGCGGCGGGCUGGGUGGCGACCGGGGGCACCGAUUGGUCGGUUCGACUGUGGGACGUGGUCAAGUCCCGUGAGUUGGGCAGGCUGUCCUUCAUGGGCCACAGCCACCAGGUUCGUUCGCUGGCGUGCUCCUCGGACGGAAACCUUCUCGUCAGCGGGGGCGACGAUCACAAGGUCAUCGUCUGGUCGCCUCAGAGCCGAAGAGUUGUCGCAACGCUCAAGAGCCACGCCAGCGCCGUUCACGGCGUCGCCGUGGACCCGGGCACGCACUCCGGCGACGCCCCCCGAUGGAUAGCCUCCGGCGGCGGCGAGGGCUUCCUCCUCGUGUGGGACCCCAGGAACUUCGGCUCCCCGGUCGCGACCCUCCGCGGAGAGGUAGCCGCCGCCUCCGCCGCCGCCGCCCCGUCCUCCCUGUCGGGGGCCUUCUCCUCCGGCGUGUCCGUCGUCGAGCGGGAAGGCAGCCUGCAGGGAGGGCUUGCAGGUGCGAGGUCGAGGGGGGAGAGCGGCCGGUGGGAGGGGGAGACCGCGGGCGCCACGAUGCUGAACGCCGUGAACUGCCUCGCCGCCGGCGGCGCCGGGAGCUGCGGGGACUGGCUGUUCGCCGCCGGGGAGACGGUCGUCCGGUCUUGGCGACGGAGGGACGGGAUCUGGCACGGCGGGGCCGGGCUCCCCGGCGAGGGGCUGGGGGGAAUCGCGAGCCUGUCGGUGAUUGAAUAAUUUUUUUCAUAAUGCAGAUGAAGGAUGGGCGUUGCUCACCCCUCGGCGGUCGAGGAAGAUUUUUCGUGGUACAAAAGGAUUAGGAGGGCGGACGGUGCUAGCCUCUCGGCGGUCGAGUAGGAUUGUUCGUGGCACAGAAGGAUCGGGAUGGCGGACGUUGCGGAAUGAUGAUGUCACCACGAGCUUUGCGCGGGUGCGGUGUGGUUGGGGUGGGGAGUGGUGUCGCUAUGGCCCUGGGGAGUAUUGUGGGUCCCCGUGAACGGCUUUCGGGUUGUGGCCAUCGUGUUUUUUUUUGUGGAAAUGUUUACAUUUGGUAUCGUGUUUUGAGUACAAGCCCGCACAUGAUGCACACAUGGGUGUGCAGGCCUCCCUCUCUUUGGAUGCAGCGUGGAUGUGGGCCGUCAUAACACCUCGGGGUGAAACGAGGCGAAAACACACCCCAGACGUGGUCCGUACGUACCUUGGGGAGGCGUGAUUUUUUCUCCCGAGCCGACCUGAUGUUCACCCUGGGAAGGGGCGCUCAAUCCAGUGUGUGGAGAGAAAAACCGUAGGCCGCGGGUCAUUGGUAGCUUGGCUGUUGUAGAGCAAGAAAAUGUGAUGCCCAAAAAAGUGAAGGCUCACCUUCGGGAAAUAGGUGGCUUGCAUCCCAGGGGCGACGCAAAAGGACAUGGCCAACGUAAUCGCGAUCGCACCGUUGCAUCUCAACGCCAUGACCGUACAGUCCCGGCUUUGCGUACAACCUGCAGAAUUUGCCAGAGGAGAAGUUGCAUCAUGUACGGGGUAUGUAUAUUUUUUUCUCGCCGCAACGUUUUUCGUGAAUGUGUGCGCUCUUAGGCUAGCGGCGUCUUUGCUGCAGGUCCGACUGCUGUAACCCGCUGCGUUUGAUCACUCGCUCUUGUGUAUUCGUGUUGCCCAUGGCCUGUGGGACGUACGUCUGUAUUGCGCAGGAACCAAAAGUCUUGUUUAUGCAAAGCAGCUUUUUUCUGCUUCUGGGGAAGGGUCUCUUCGUGCAUAACACGUCCUCGAUGUGUAGAGCCAGUUUCUUCAGCUUUGGGCGUCAAGCACACGCGCCACGGGUGGCUGGCGGUCCUCGGGCAUGCGCUGUAAUGUACCGGCGAUACCCCUGCGUGCUCCUGAGCAGGAAGCGUGAGACAAGACUCGUCAGCCCCCAGCGAAACAUGUCUCGAAGCACGAAGACAGGCGAAAUGGCACUAGUCUACAUGUACAUCGUCCCUUUUGCGUGCUACUAGCGAAAGGGCAGCGACUGUCGGGAUAAUGAUUCUUGGCCAAACCAUUCACAACAUGGUGUCGUUGUAGAGAAGAAGAGAAGAGGUUGAAGGAAGGGCCCCAAGAUCGUGGUAGUGGUAACUUUGGCGCGUCAUGUACGGAGAGGGCAGGAAACGUCGAUAAUGUUGUUCCGUGAGAUUCAGGCAAAGGCAGGGGGCCAAGAAUAGAUGAGUGUAGCCUGGGGCCUUCUCGAGGAUCCGCACACUUCAGGUGGCGAAGGAUAGCGCACCCUUUUUGACCGAUUUUAAGAGCUCGAUUACUUCACCAAGAGAGGACGUCAACAUCAGAACUAUGAGCCUUCUCGGUCCCAACGCCGCCAUUUUCGGCACCGUCCUGUUUUUCUGCAGGGCAAUCAAGCCUUUUAUUGACGAUCGGUCCACGGGGUGUGGUGUCUUACGCAACGCCCGUCGGCGUGGUGUCCGGAAUGUUCUGACGAUCUAUUGUGCGUACUUGGCUAUUUAGUGUCGGUUUUCAAUCCUUGUCGCCCACACAGGAAACGAUGCGAUUACAGCGAAGUUCGUUGCCUGGAAACCAAUGUGUUGUCCUGGAGAGCGAGCACCAACGAGAGAGGCUCAAGGCUGCAAGGCGGCAAGACUAUUGGAGUCCGAAUUGCUGAGUCGAAAGGGCUGCCAGCGUGAUGGGUUGCUUAAAGUAUCAUGAUUUACGUGAUUCGGCGUCGCCGCCGGAAAAGUUCGAGUCGUCCUGAAGGGCGGCCUCUCUCCCCGAUGAGGAAUAUAAGAAUACGUGCCCAAGAAAAUGGGCAGGUACUCACAGGUUUUCUAAUUGGUCCACAGUUUUCGCCGUACGCCUGCCGAUGCUGGCUUGUGAAGUGGGCUGGCGGCUUCGUUCCUUUAGAGCAACUCCCUGCAUGGC
This is a messenger RNA of Ectocarpus sp. CCAP 1310/34, 4220 nucleotides long. Lineage: Eukaryota; Phaeophyceae; Ectocarpales; Ectocarpaceae. The record is from the annotation of a GenBank genome assembly.